Messenger RNA from Caenorhabditis angaria, 7596 nucleotides. Lineage: Eukaryota; Metazoa; Nematoda; Chromadorea; Rhabditida; Rhabditidae. The record is from the annotation of a GenBank genome assembly.
AUGCGGUUUCUACUGGCAGCAUUGCUCAUAUUAGGCACAAUUGAGGCGGCGAGAAAUUGCAAAAAUCGAUAUGCCGAAGCUCGUGGGGUGAGUCGUUUUUUUGGGGCGGGCAAGGCGAAAAAUCACAAGAAAAAAAAACAUUGGGGGAAAUUUGAUUUGUCACGUUUUGUUUCAAAAAUCGAAUUUUCACCUCCUGGGGAAGCAAAAAACAAGGAGAAAUUGAAAAUUUGAUUAAAAGUGCAAAAAUUUUCUGCACAAUAGGAGGAACUUUUAAAAUAAAAUAAGUUUUCUAAUUUUGUAAAUCUUGAAAUUGCACCACAACUGGCCAGAGAGACUGGUGCAAUUUCAAGAUUAUUGCUAAUUUAAAAUUUGUCUGAUUGGGAAAUAUCUAAAAUUCUACAUUGAAAGUCUGAAAAUCCCGCCUGAACCGCAAAAUUUCAGCCAAUUUCAGAAAAAUUCUGAUUUUGACUGAAAUUUUGGGGUUCUCGCACAGGGGAAUCUAUCGCCAAUUUUUUUUCGAAAAAAAAAACAAUUGAAAAUUCCUCCUGAACCGCAAAAUUUCAGCCAAUUUCAGAGAAAAACUGAUUUUGACUGAAAUUUAGGGGUUUCUAGUAAUUUUAAGCACUGAUCAGAAAAGAAUCUAAUUGUUCAAAAUUGCAAAUCUCGAAAUCAACUCCUAAUAUAAGUUAUGACGUGGCAAAGUUGGAAAAUUUCGAUGUAACCAGCUGAAGGUUUUUAUAAGCUUAUAAAGUCACGAUUUUCCAACUUUGCCACGUCAUAACUUAUAUAUUAGAAGUUGAGAUUUACAGUUCAAAAUCUAUUGGAAAAUCUCAUAUAUUUCAUUAAAAUCCUUAAUUCCAAAGUUUGCUUUCGAAAUAAAUUUCAUAAUUAAAUGUGGCGAAAUAGAAAGGUCACUUUUUAAGUAGAUAAUAAUAAUUUUAUCAGAAAAUUGAAAAAACGGCAUUUCUAAAUAUAUUUGCACGUCAUAAGAACAGGUCUGGAAAUUCAAGAAAUUUUAGAUUUGGGAGAUUUUUUGCGGUCACUUCAGAAAACACGUCAGCAAAGCUUGUUGACGCAUUUUCCGUAGCUACAGAAAGUGUUUUAGCUACCAAAAAUACGUCAACGAAAGCUUGUCCCAAGAACAUUAAAAAAAAAAACACGCCAACCCAAACUCUUCACUGACGCAUUUCUCGAGUUUUUCCAGCGCGACUCGACCCAAGUCUUUCAACAAAGAUACGGUUGCAAAACCGAAUCACAAAUCGCCGAAGAUUAUUGGACGACUGUUGGAUUCGACGGACAAUUGAGAGAUGGACGAACGACUGAUGACUUUUUGCGAUUCCCAGGAGAUCAAUUGAACAAUGCUUUUAUUGGAUAUUGGUAGGGCGAUUUUUGGCGCGAAAUUUUGAAAAUUAGGGCUGAUUCACGAACGAAAAAAAUGUUUUUUUUAACAUCGAAAGAUCAAUUCACGAAAAAGUAAAAAAAUGUCGAAAAAACAUUAGUUUUUCGAGUUUUUCAGUCAAAAAUGAUGACAAAUCGAUAUUUUUCAAGCUUCUGGAGUAAUUUCUGAUUAAAAUUGACCUUGGAAUUCACUUUCCAGAAGGUUUUGCUGAUUUUUCUGAUGAAUUUCGAAAAAAAUUCAUAAAAUAAAGCAAAAUAGGAUUCUCGAAGCUUAUUUUCAUCAGAAAUCACUCCAGAAGCUUCAAAAAUAUCGAUUUGUCAUCAUUUUUGGCUGAAAAACUCGAAAAACUAAUUUUUUUUCGACAUUUUUUGACUUUUCGUGAAAUUUGAUGCAUUUUGAGCCAAAUUCAAAAAAAUCCGAAAAAAUAAUGGGUUUUUGGUGGGAAAAUGGGUUUUCUCACCAAAAAUUUGAAAAAAAGCGGGAUUUUUAUUUGCGAAACCAAUUUUUUCAAAAAAUAUUUGCAGGGAAGGUCCAGGACCAAAAACUUCCGAAUCCGACGAUUCAGGGUAAUUUUAUCGAUUGAAAAUUUUUCACAAAAUCUAACAAAAUGUGUGAUUUAAUCUAUCUAAUGCAUGAUUUUCUAUUGAAAAACUGAUUUUUCCCCCCUGAAAAUCGAUAAUUUCAGGAUCACCCGGUCGAAAUACGGACAUUCUCGACACUACGAGGCUUUUGGACACGUUUUUGUGAAAUCGGAUGGAAGAGUAAGUGCGAAUUGGUUUUCUAGGCCACCAAAAACGUGUUUUUUCUCUUCCAGAUUUGUGGAUGGUUCGUUGGUUUGCAUCACGAAGUGAUUGAAGUUUGCGGUGGAUUCCGAGUUUUGAGCAGAAAUCGCAGAAAUCCACAAGAACCAAUUCCGUGAGUGGGGGUUUUGCGAAAAAAUGACUGAAAAAUGAUGUUUUUCGACAAAAAAUCAUGAAAUUUUCAGAUGUUCCACUGAUUUUCCACCCUAAACCUUCUGAUUUUUGCAGAUUUGAAUGGGUUCAAGGUGAACAAUGGCGUAAUCGUGAUGUUCUCGGGAUUCCAUCACCAUCGAAUCGCCAAAUUCGUCAAUCAAUCAUCGGAAGACGCGUUUUUCGGUGACGCUCAGGUUCAAAACAAGAAAUUCCAAGGAAUUUCACCGAACUCUGAGAAAUUUGUGGAGGUUGGUUUUUUGGCGCGAAAAAUGGAGCAUUUUGAGACCGAAUUUGGCGCCAAAAUCUUGAGUUCAAAAUUUUGGCGCCAAAAAGACGAUAUCUCAGAUUUUUCCCAAUUUGUUUUCCGGCCAAGUUUGUAAAUCUUGAAAUUGCACCAGAACUGGUGCAAUUUCAAGAUAAUUGCUAAUUUAAAAUUUGUCCGAAAAAGAUUGGGAAAUAUCUGAAAUUCUACAUUGAAAGUCUGAAAAUCCCGCCUGAACCGCAAAAUUUCAGUCAAUUUCAGAGAAAAACUGAUUUUGACUGAAAUUUUGGGGUUCUCGCACAGGGAAAUCUAUCGCCAAUUUUUUUUUCAAAUUUUAAAAUAAUAUCUGAAAAUCCCGCCUGAACUGCAAAAUUUCAGUCAAUUUCAGAGAAAAGCUGAUUUUGACUGAAAUUUUGGGGUUCUCGCACAGGGAAACCUAUCGCCAAUUUUUUUUUCAAAUUUCAAAAUAAUAUCUGAAAAUCCCGCCUGAACCGCAAAAUUUCAGACAAUUUCUGAUUUUGACUGAAAAUUUGGGGUUCUCGCACAGGGAAACCUAUCGCCAAUUUUUUUCGAAAAAAACAAUUGAAAAUCCCGCCUGAACCGCAAAAUUUCAGUCAAUUUCAGAGAAAAACUGAUUUUGGCUGAAAUUUUGGGGUUCUCGCACAGGGAAAUCUAUCGCCAUUUUUUUUUUCAAAAACCUCAUUUCCAGGUCAAUGAGCCAGCUGAAUUUUCAUCAAAAGUUUGGCUUCUGAAGAAAAGAUCGCAUCAAUUGCCCCAACAACACCAACAACGACCACAAAACGUGGUGCAACCAUCUGGAGAAGUACGUGCACCAGGUGGCCAAGCCCCACACCAUCAACCCACCUAUUAUCACCAAUAUCACACCCAAACGCACCCAAAAUUAGCAUUGCACCAGCCAAAUAAUAAUAGAAGAGCUUAAAAUGUCUGAAAAUUCCAGAGAAAAUCUGGAUUUGUUUCUAUUUAGCCUGAAAUUUUGUCAUAUUUGUUUUUUUCUAGGAGCGAAAUGCUGCUUUUUUGAAAUGUCCUUCCCUGUAAAUUCCAAUUUUUAAUUUUGUAAUAGACCUGAAUUCCACACAUUGUCCUGUUUUUAGCGGCUUUUUUGAGCGGGAAAUUUGAGAAAAAGAGAUUUUUCUGAAAAGUCUGAAGUUUUCUAGAAAAUCCUAAAGUUUUUCUGAAAAUUCCAGAUUUUCCCCCAACUUUUCCAGCCAAGCCUGGAAAAUCUGAAAAUUCAUCAAAAAUGGUGCAAUUUUUCAGAUAAUUCCUAAUCUUAAACUAGACUGGGAGAAGUUGAGAAAAAUCUGAAAAUUACAGCUGAAAUACGCCUGAACCGCAAAAUUUCAGUCAAUUUCAGAGAAAAUCUGAUUUUGGCUGAAAAUUUGGGGUUCUCGCACAGGGAAAUCUAUCGCCAAUUUUUUUUUCGAAAAAUUUCAAAAUAAUAUCUGAAAAUCCCGCCUGAACCGCAAAAUUUCAGUCAAUUUCAGACAAAAUCUGAUUUUGGCUGAAAAUUUGGGGUUCUCGCACAGGGAAAUCUAUCGUCAAUUUUUUUUUCAAAUUUCAAAAUAAUAAUCCCGCCUGAACCGCAAAAUUUCAGUCAAUUUCAGACAAAAUCUGAUUUUGGCUGAAAAUUUGGGGUUCUCGCACGAAAUCUAUCGCCAAUUUUUUUCGAAAAAUUUUAAAAUAAUAUCUGAAAAUCCCGCCUGAACCGCGAAAUUUCAGUCAAUUUCAGACAAAAUCUGAUUUUGGCUGAAAAUUUGGGGUUCUCGCGCAGGGAAAAAUUUAAAUUUUCAAAUUUCCCGCCGCCUCAAAAGCCCCAAAGUUUUGUAGAUAUCGAUUAUUAUCGCAAUUUUACCAAGUUUUUCAUUCAUUUCAUUUUAUCCCCGAAAAAUUUCGAAUUUUUAAUUUUAAAUGUUGUUGUGCCUAAAAAUGUCCUUCAUUUAGAUAUGCCUAUUUGAGAAAAUUUGAAUUUGAAUUUUCAAAUUUCGCGCCAAAAUUCUUUUUUGUCUUUUAAUAAGUAAAAUAAACGCUUUUUCUCUCAACUUUGUCAACUUUGUGCGUUUUUUUUUUCGACGGGUUACUGUAGCUGUGGAAAAUUAUCGAUUGAUUUUUGAAGGAUGCCGAUUUGCAAACUUAUAACGAUCCACAUGAACAACAACGGAUUGCUCAUAUUAAGAGCUUCCCGUAUUAUGAUGUGAGUUUUUUUGGGCGGGCGGGCGGGAAUUUGAAAAAUUUGAAAUUUUCGGCCACAAAUUUCAAAAAUUUUGAAAAAAAAAUCGGUUUUCACACUUAAAAAUUUGAAUUUUUCCACAUUUCCCGCCUGAAAAUUUUCGCGCCAAAAUUCGCAAAUUCAAAAAAUUUCAAAAUUUUUGAAAAAAAUCAGUUUUCCCACUGAAAAUCAUGAAAAAUCUUCUAAAAAAAAUUAAAAAUUUGAAUUUUUCACAUUUCCCGCCUGAAAGUUUUCGCGCCAAAAAAUUUUUUUGGGCGGGAAUUUGAAAAAAUUUGAAAAAAAUCAGUUUUCACACUGAAAAUCAUAAAAAAUCUGGAAAAAAAAUUAAAAAUUUGAAUUUUUCAAAUUUCCCGCCUGAAAAUUUUCGCGCCAAAAUUCGCAGAAUUCAAAAAUUUUCCAGCAAUACGGUCGUCCUUCCGGUCAUCAUUUCGAUUCCGAACGUCCAGCCUACGAUUCUUACGGUAGACGCAUCCCAUUCCAGGUAAGAAGCCUGAAAAAGCCCAGUAGAAGCCUGAAAGCCUUAGCUCGGCCCUGAAAGCCCAGUUUUUUGCAGACCUACGAUCCAGUUCCAUCACGUGGCGAUCCAGACUAUGCAGAUUGGCUGCGACGACAGUACGAACUUCGGGCUUCGCAAAAUCGGGCCAGGCCUGAUGUUCAGCCUGGAGUUGGAUAUGGACCAGCAUCGGAUUCGAAUUCCUGGGCGCCUGGAAGAUCUGAAGGUCAGGCUGGAAGAUAUUAUCCUAGCUCUGAAGGUCAGGCUGGACAAUCUGAAGAUCGAGAUGAUGUUCCUGAGGUUAGAUAUGGUUCCGAUGAUGGAACUUCAGGACGAGUUGAAGUUCAAACUGGAACGUAUCCUGGAUAUCAGUCGGAAGGUCAAGCUGGAAGAUCAGAUUCCAGAUAUCCAGGUUCCGAAGGUCAAGCUGGACAAUCUGAAGAUCAGCGACGAGUUUCGAAAGAUCAAGCAAGAAAUUAUGAUCCACGAUAUCGUUCAGAAGAUCGAGAUGGAAGUUCAGGGAGAAUUGAAGGUCAAGGUGGAAGAUCAGAUCCGAGAUAUGGAUCGCAAGUUCACCCUGGAAGAUCAGGAGCUUCUGAAGGUCAAGCUGGAAAAUCAGACCCCAGAUAUGGAUCUCAAGUGUAUCCAGGAGCUUCCGAAGGUCAAGCUGGAAGCUCUGAUCCUAGAUAUGGAUCGCAAGUUCACCCUGGAAGAUCAGGAGCUUCCGAAGGUCAAGCUGGGGCUUAUCCAGGUUCAGCUGGUAGUUCAGAAGGUCAAGCUGGAAGAUCAGACCCCAGAUAUGGAUCUCAAGUAUACCCAGAAAGAUCAGGAGCUUCCGAAGGUCAAGCUGGGGCCUAUCCAGGCUCAGCUGGUAGUUCCGAAGGUCAAGAUGGAAGAUCAGACCCCAGAUAUGGAUCUCAGGUGUAUCCAGGAUUUUCAGAAGCUUCCGAAGGUCAAGAUGGAAGAUCAGACCCCAGAUAUGGAUCACAAGUGUACCCAGGAAGAUCAGGAGCAUCCGAAGGUCAAGCUGGGGCCUAUCCAGGCUCAGCUGGAAGUCCUGAUUCAAGAUAUCCAGGCUCAGAAGGUCAACCUGGAAGAUCAGACCCCAGAUAUGGAUCUCAAGUGUAUCCAGGAACUUCCGAAGGUCAAGAUGGAAGUUCUGAUUCAAGAUAUCCAGGUUCCGAAGGUCAAGCUGGAAGAUCAGACCCCAGAUAUGGAUCACAAGUGUAUCCAGGAAGUUCAGGAGCUUCCGAAGGUCAAGCUGGAAGUCUUGAUUCAAGAUAUCCAGGAUCAGAAGGUCAAGAUGGAAGAUCAGACCCCUAGAUAUGGAUCUCAAGUGUAUCCAGGAAGUUCAGGAGCUUCAGAAGGUCAAGCUGAACCAUCCGAUCUUCGACAAGGUUCCUAUCAAUAUCCACAAAAUCAGCCAGGUAUUUUUUCCCGUAGUGAAAAAAACAUCUCUAAUUUUCCAGGAUAUUACUGGCCUUCUGGAGUUCGAAAGCCCGAUUCGGCCCGGCCCCUUCCAGACCAAUCAGCUCAAAAUUUGGUGCCAAAAAUCGAGGAUGAUGGCGAGAUUUUUGUGCCGAAAAAUGCGGAUGAUGAUGAUGAAAAAUAUCGAAAUGUUGAUGUUUACGGGAAUCCGAUUAAUUCGGCCGGGUAACGGGCUUUUCUAGGCUUAGGCCUAACCUAGGCUCAUUCUAACCGCCUCUCAAAUUUGCAGCCCAGUCCGUUUGGCCCGUGUCAAGCCUCAAAUCAUAGUCCGCGAUCGGGCCGGUCGAACCUACAGACCGUGGACCGAUCCGACAACCGGCAAAAUCACCUAUAUCUACGAAUCAAAGUCGGGAAACGAUCGAAACGUCGAACUUCCCGACGCUAUUCUGCCAGACAUCGAGAGACAAUUGGAGGCGCAGAGACGCAGACAGUAUUUGGAGAAUGAGUUGAGAGGAGAGAUUCGGCAAGGUGGAGAGACGCAGAGACAGCGUAAAGGUUGCAAAAAUCGUCUGCGUAUGACUUUUUCCACGUUUUACCUAGUGUAGAUCAAGAAAUUUGCCCCUGCGAAUUUUUUCGCGCGAAAAAACCUAAUUUUCCCCGAAAAUCUCAAUUCUCCCCUCAAAAUUGCAAGUUUCGAGCUGAAAAAGUGAAAAAUCACAAAUUUCCCUUCAAAAAUCCCCCAAUUUCCCUGUCAAAAACUCUGAAAAUUUUGCAGAUUCUUCUUCCGCUCAGAAUCCACGUCAUCGCCGUCACUAA